CCUCCUCCGACUGUGGCUGGCCAUCCCUUCCUUCGCCUCCCGACUAUUUAGAUCCCUUCUCCCGGCCUCUUGCUGUUUCUCUAUUCUCCAUCAAUCCGGCUCACGUCUCUCUUUCGCACCAAGAUCCAUCUUUUCCACGCAUCUACGACCCAGUCAUCUCAGCUGCCAUGAUCUCAAGACCGGCCCUCUUCUCAACCGUCGCCCUGGCCCUGGCUUCCAUCGCCUCCGCCACCACCUGCGACCCGCUCACAUCCACCUCCUGCGAUCCCGACCCGGGUCUCGGCGGCAGCUUCCAGGCGGACUUCACCACGGGCGCUAACGACCGCAUCUCAGCCACCGCCGGCAGCGACCUCAUCUCUUACGACGGCACGACCGGACUGUGCAUGUCGAUAGAGGCCAGCGGCGACGCGCCCACUGUUGCCGCGGACUUUUACAUCUUCUACGGAUACAUGGAAGUCGUCGCCCAGGCCGCUCCUGGAACCGGCAUCGUCUCCUCCGCCAUUCUCAUCAGCGACGACGGCGACGAGCUCGACAUCGAGUGGGUCGGCAGCGAGGUCGACAGCGUGCAGAGUAACUACUUCUCCAAGGGCGACACUACCACCUACGACCGCGGCGAGUACCACACCGCCUCUGCCGCCGUCUCGACCUUCCACACCUACGCGCUCAAUUGGACUGAGGACUCGACCACCUGGUCCGUCGACGGCACCGUCGUGCGCACGCUCACCCCCGCCACCUCCGAGGGCUACCCGCAGACUCCUAUGCGUCCCAAGAUGGGUUCCUGGAUCGGUGGCUCGUCUGACAACGAGGAGGGCACUAUCAUCUGGGCCGGUGGAUUGGCUGAUUUGUCUAACGCUCCUUUCAACUUCUACGUCAAGAGCCUGUACGUCGUCGACUACUCAUCCGGAUCGGAGUACGUCUACACUGACCAGACCGGCGACUCGGACUCCAUCUCGAUCGUCAGCGGAUCGACCGCCGACUCUUCGACUUCGGCUGCUGCCUCUAGCGCGACCUCCACUGUCGAGACCACUACAUCAUCCUCUGCCACUACCUCCUCCUCUGCCACUACCUCCUCUUCUGCCACUACCUCCUCUUCUGCCACUACCUCCAGCUCAGUGACUUCCUCGUCCUCGUCCUCGUCGUCCACUUCGACUUCGUCCUCGUCUUCGUCCUCAUCUUCGUCCUCGUCCUCGGUUGUGCGCAGCACCUCGUCUAAGGCUCCCACCUCGUCGAAGGUCUCCACCUCCAGUUCUUCGACCUCGAUCAAGCCUAGCACUACCUCGUCCUCUUCGACCUCGAUCAAGCCUAGCUCUACCUCGUCCUCUUCGACUUCGGUCAAGCCUAGCUCUUCCUCUUCGUCGUCGUCGUCGUCGUCGUCGUUUGCUAGAUCCGCCACCAGCGCGGUCGGUGUUCCCGUUGUCUCCAGCUCCGCUACCAGCUCCAAGGCAUCCGCAUCCGAAUCUCUCUACAUCCCGCAGUCCACUCUGAUCGCCAACUCCACCACCAGCGCUACCCCCAUCUCCUCAUCGCAGGCCUCCACCUUCACAACCUUCACUUCCUCGGCAUCCGCAUCUACUGGCUACUCCAACUCCUCCAGCAGCUCCACCGUCUCCUCGAACUCGACCACCUCAGCCACCUCGACCUCCUCCUCCGGCAUCGCCUCGGUGACCACCAACGCCGCCGCCGGCGUGCGCGUCAACGUCGCCGUCGCCGGUUCCAUCGCCGGUCUCGUCGGAGCUUUGUUCUUGGGCCUGUAAAUGAUCUCUACGUGGAAAUUGUGAGUAUGCGUUUUAUUUUUCCUGUUUGCUGCCUCCGAGUUUGUUUUGUAUUAAUGGGUUUCUUCAUAAAUGGUUAAUGGCUAUCUGGGUGUUUUUUAUUCUGUGUGUUUUGCGCUGAGACAGUUUCUUUUGUUUGCUCAUAAAAUCUUUGCAUUUCUGUACAUAGUAUCAUACAAUUCACUGAUCAACUAUAAAA
Molecule: messenger RNA, 1971 nt
Organism: Myxozyma melibiosi
Lineage: Eukaryota; Fungi; Ascomycota; Lipomycetes; Lipomycetales; Lipomycetaceae
Product: concanavalin A-like lectin/glucanase domain-containing protein
Exons: 1
Coding region: 168-1754 (528 amino acids)
Biological process (GO): carbohydrate metabolic process; fungal-type cell wall organization
Cellular component (GO): fungal-type cell wall
Molecular function (GO): glycosyltransferase activity; hydrolase activity, hydrolyzing O-glycosyl compounds
Source: RefSeq, a predicted model, not a curated record